Camponotus floridanus (Florida carpenter ant) is the source of this 5914-nucleotide messenger RNA. RefSeq names its product protein diaphanous (gene dia). NCBI's taxonomy places the organism in Eukaryota, Metazoa, Arthropoda, Insecta, Hymenoptera, Formicidae. The transcript has 17 exons. Gene Ontology annotation, biological process: actin cytoskeleton organization; actin filament polymerization. Gene Ontology annotation, molecular function: microtubule binding; small GTPase binding; actin binding. The record is from RefSeq and is a predicted model, not a curated record. Bases 550 to 3792 code for a protein of 1080 amino acids. Gene Ontology annotation, cellular component: actin filament; cytoplasm.
UGUCAUCUGUCACCUGUCACCUGUCAGCUGUCAGCUGUCAAAAGGAACGAAACUCGUCCCUUUCGGUAUAUUCGUAAUAAAAAGCUGUAUGUUUUAAAAAUUGCAAUUACACUUUUCGUCCAACGAUCGUGCGGUGUGAAAGUGUGUGUGAAAGCGAAUUUUGCUUCUCGCGGUUGGCGACAGUGUUUCCCCUCCCCCCUCUAACGUUUGGCGCUCGCACGUUGCGUCGGUCGCGCAAUUCGGAAUUGUUGCAACAAAUACGGCGUGUGCGGAGUAACGGACAUUUUUCACGUGUCUCUUUGGAAAGGUCAGUGGAGUUCUCAUCGGAGAAACUCGCGCAGGUAUCGCUCGAGUUCGCGAGCGCGCGCCAACCGCUGCCAACUUCGUGCGGCUUCGCUGAAGAUACGACCGAAGAGACGACGCCGUGGAACGUACAUCGGCAAAGUGCUCACCGAUUAACGUAAAAGCGCGCAAAUCCGAGCGAAGGGGAGGCCUCGACAAAUUCAGAGUGAUGCAUGGAAGAAGAUAACAAAUCUGGAAAACGAGAUCAUGGCGAACAGAAGGGACAAACCUGCUGGCUUUUUGGACACAUGGUUCGGUCGGCCGAAAAAGGCUGGUCGGGGGAGUGGGACACGCGGCUAUUCGGGCAGCAACACGAUGCCCAGGCCACACUCUGGCGACGACAUCAACGAGAUCGAACAACAGCGUUGCAUCAUCGAGAGGAUGGAUGAGGAGACGGUGAACGACAGAUUCGAGGAAAUGCUGGCCAAUAUGAAUCUAACUGAGGAGAAGAAGGAACCCUUGCGCCAGCAAUCGGAAUCUAAGAAGAAGGAGAUGUUGGUAUUGCACUACAAAGGCAGUAUACAAGAGAACCGAUCCAAAUUCGAUAAGCCGGCGGAUUAUAUACAAUAUCUAGCGCAACCCGAUUUAAGUGUCAACAAGAUCUACAAUUGCAUCGAAUCCCUCAGGAUUGCGCUGACCAACAAUCCGCUCAGCUGGGUGCAAGAGUUUGGCACCAAAGGGCUCAAGCAAGUUUUGGCUACUCUCAAUGAGUGUUAUCGAAAUGCCUUCAUAUAUUAUGAUAGUGACAACCGUUACGAGCGAAUACAAUAUGAAUGUAUUCGUUGUUUAAAGGCUAUCAUGAAUAAUACCGUUGGUAUAAAGGAAAUGCUGGCCCAUCACGAAGCUCUUACGAUCGUAGCCAGAUCACUGGAACCGACGAAACCAUCCGUCAUGUCCGAAGCUGUAAAAUUACUCGGCGCGGUGUGCCUCAUAUCGAGCGAUAGUCAUAAAAAGGUUUUAGACGCAAUUACUAUGAAUGGCGAGUUCAAAGGUCGGGAAAGAUUUUUGCCCAUCGUACAAGGAUUGAUGAAUAAAAAGAAUGAAAAUUUAAGGGUAGUAUGCCUUCAACUCAUAAAUUCGAUAAUAUCAUCCGCCGAGGAUCUAGAUUUUCGCUUACACCUCAGAAAUGAAGUAAUGCGAGUCGGUUUAGCUGACAUUCUCGAAAUGUUAGAAAAAGACGAGUCGGAAGAUUUGGCGACGCAUUUAAAAAUUUUUAAUGACCACAAAGAAGAAGAUUAUGAGGAAUUUGUACAGAGAUUUGACAACGUACGUUUAGAAUUAGACGAUGUUAACGAUUGCUUUGAAGUAGUCAAAAAUAUGGUAAUGGAUACUACUGCCGAGCCUUACUUUUUAUCUAUACUUCAACACCUUUUAUUUAUUCGAGAUGAUGCUCUGGUUCGAACGGCGUAUUAUAAACUGAUCGAGGAAUGUAUAUCGCAAGUCGUAUUGCAUCGUUCAGGCUGUGAUCCGGAUUUCAGUGCGACGAAGCGCUUCCAGAUUGACGUGCAACCGUUAAUCGAUACCCUAGUCGAGAAAUCACGAGCUGAGGAGGAACGUCGAUUGGUAGAAGUAACGCAAAAGCUAGAAGAAGCUAUAGCAAGUAGACAAGAAGCCGAAGCGAAGCUUCAGCAUGCGGAAAACAAGAUCAAAGAAUUGGAGCAGGGAACAACAAAGUCUGGCAAUUCUAGAGCUGCUGUAUGUCCACCUCCACCACCUAUGCCUGGUAUGGGUGGAUCAUUGCCCCCGCCACCUCCUCCUCUUCCUGGUAGUGUUGGUCCACCUCCAGUGCCCGGAAUGACUUGUCCACCUCCACCACCUAUGCCCGGCUCGAAAGGACCUCCACCUCCACCUAUGCCUGGCAUGAAAGGACCCCCAGCACCACCUAUGCCAGGGAUGAUGAUGGGUCCACCACCGCCACCAAUGGGGGGAUUAUCUCCACCGCCUCCGAUGGUACAGGUAUUGCCUCAUGGGCUAAAACCGAAAAAGAAGUGGGAAGUAGAUGGACCACUAAAAAGGGCGAACUGGAAAGCGAUUUUGCCUCAUAAAUUAACAGAAAAGUCAUUUUGGACAAAAGUACAAGAAGAUAGAUUAGCUAGUCCAGAAAUAUUGAGUGGUCUCGCGCAAAAAUUCUCAUCAAAACCAAGUGGAAAGAAAAUGGACGAUGUAGUUGAUAAGUCAGCUCAAACGAAGAAAGUAAAAGAUCUCAAAGUUUUGGAUAGUAAAGCGGCUCAAAAUAUAUCGAUACUUCUUGGUGGCACAUUGAAGCACAUGCCUUAUAUAGAAGUGAAGAGAUGUUUAUUUAGAUGUGAAGGACCAGUUAUUUCUGACAAUAUAUUACAAGGAUUAAUUCAAUAUUUACCACCACCAGAUCAAUUGUCAAAGCUGCAAAUGUACAAGGAUCAGUACAAUGACUUGACUGAAGCGGAACAAUUCUGUGUUACAAUAUCUACAAUAAAAAGGUUACUGCCCAGAUUAAGAUCAUUGAGUUUCAUGUUGCGAUACGAAGAAUUGGUACAAGAUGUUAAACCUGACAUAGUAGCGGCUACAGCAGCAUGUGAAGAAGUGAAGAAUAGCAAAAAAUUUGCCCGGAUACUCGAAUUAAUAUUAUUACUUGGCAAUUAUAUGAAUUCCGGCUCCAAAAAUGGCCAAGCAUUUGGAUUUGAAAUUAGCUUCCUUACAAAGUUAACUAGUACUAAAGAUAUCGAUAACAAACAAACUCUUAUGCAUUAUUUGGUGGAUACGAUAGAGAGAAAAUUCCCAGAAUGUCUCAACUUUAUGGAAGAAUUAGCACACGUAGAUCGCGCUAGCCGAGUAUCUUUGGAGAAUGUUCAACGGACAUUACGUCAAAUGGAAACCAAUAUUCGUAAUCUCGAGCAAGAUCUUUCGAAUGCUAAAGUUCCACAAUGCGAUGAAGACUUUUUUAUAGACGUUAUGAAACCAUUCGCUAAAAAAGCCAGGGAAUCCUAUGAAGUUUUGCAGAACAUGUUUAAAAAUAUGGAUACCUUAUACACGGACAUCUCCGAAUUCUUCUCCUUCGACAAACAAAAAUACACUAUAGAGGAAUUCUUUGGCGAUAUCAAGACGUUCAAAGACGAUUUCUUGCAAUCGCAGAGGGAAAUAGUAAAACUGAAGGAAGGUGAGGAGAAGCAGAGACGGGCAAGAGAGGCGCGCGAGAAAGCGGAAGCCGAAAAAGCGGCUCGAGCCGCACGCAAACGCGCAUUAGUCGAUAUGAACGCACACGAAACGCAGGAAGGUGUCAUGGAUAGUCUGAUGGAAGCACUGCAGACUGGCUCGGCCUUCAGUCGACCGGAUCAACGACGCAAACGACAAACGCGUGUAGCUGGUGCGGAAAGGAGAGCGCAACUAAAUAGGAGUCGAUCACGUACCGGAUUAGUCGGAUCUGGUUUACUAGGGAGAGAACUUUCGACAGAGCUCUUAAGUUCGGCAUAACGUACUGGAAAGUAUCCCGUUUCCGUCCUAACUCGUUGCUGUGAUGAUUUUACAUCUCGUAUAUCGUUGGAACGACAAAUGGGGAAUAUCAUGCGACACGAUAAAUCGAUAUCAUAGAGAAGAGAUUGAGAAGAAGAGAGAAACUCCACAUUUUAAUAAUCCCCCGACGUAAAUCGAAUUUUGCGAGACUUUGCAUCAAGUUCGAGUCGCAAAUGCAACAAACACUCGCGAGUGUGUCUUCCUUACGUAUUUAAACAUUCGAAUAUAGGUAUAUUGUACAAAAAUAUAAUUAACGCAUUUAUAUGACGUAGCGAAACUUGCGUCAAUACUUGAUAAAAAAAGCGCACUUGUUGUAAAUAUGCAUACGUAAAAACUGGCGACGAGUUGGCAAUUUAUUAAAAUUGUUUGCCAACGCGAUGUACAGAUACAAUUUUUAUCGAAACUAGCAUUUUUUUACCACUAUCUUUCGAUGAUCGGGCGACAGAUUGCAUUUAUUUAUAUAGUGCGUUAUUAUUGUAAAUAUAAAUAUUUCUCAUCUCAAGAGUUGUCGCGAUCCGAUAUUAUUAUGACUAUGAGAUGCAUUUGUAUAAAGAUUAUUUAUCUCCGUAGUGACUUCUCACUUACUACGGAAAGUAAUAGUGUAAAAAUACGCCUUUUUUUGGCGUAACAAUAUUUUGCAUGCAAUCGGAAAUUGUUGCAUGACGCGAGGAGGAGGUUCGUAAUUAUCGCUUAUUUUAACAUUAUAAAGUGAAAACGGUGAUUUAUCUAUAAUUAUUUCUUUCCUGAAUAAUCCGAAAACUACCAUAAAGCGUAAUUUGACGUUUGCGUCAUUCGUUGUUCGUAUAAUUUUCAUUCUAAAAAUAUUUUCAAUGAUAACAGAUGUUCAAAAUACCUUGCUACUAUACAAAAAAGAUUUGUACACUGAAUUAACGCACAAUUCUGCGACAUAUUUUAAUAAUAGUUUUUAUUCAUCUUGUAAGAAAAAACACAUUUUUUUACAAUGCAAGUACUACACUACCGAUAUACGUUAAUCUACGAGCAAAAAAAACUGAAAUUACUUUUAAGACAAAUAGCUAAUUCAACGCAACGUUUGCAUUUUGUGAUAACUGAACUGCUUGAUAACACAGGUUCGCGAUAUUUUCGAUACUUUUGAUAGCGAUGAAUGAAACUCAGGGAGAGAGAAAGAGAGACAGAGGCAAGUCUUGGAAGACGGAUAUGUGAACAUUACGGAUCCGAUUAUGGCAAUAUAUGAUAAUAACACGCAAAAUAAUUACAUUGUUUAUUAUCACGUUUAUAUAAGUGAAAAAAAAUGUAGGAAUAUCAACAGAUUAAAGAUACGUGAAAUUAACCAAUGUAAAUGAUAAAAUAGCAGAACAGAUUGCAAUUCGCUCACUUCUUACAUGCACGCUAGAUUUGGAAUGUUGAUAAAAAAAUCGAUUACUAUCUUCAACGACAGGUGAUUGAUACUCCAGUAGGCUAAUACGUAUCAUAAACAUCAUCCAGGAAACGAUAGUUCCAAAUGCAACAUGGAAAAUAAUGACAAUUAUCUAUUGAAAAAACUUUGCCGAUUGAAUAAGAGAGCGAGAUUGCAUCGUGUUUAGUUAGUUAGCAAAUAAUUGCGAGUCACGUGGUGGGGCGACUAUGCCAAGCACGUUCGAAAUGUCUAGCGAAAGGCAACGUAACGAGCCGGUUCCCCAAGCUGUAAAAAUCGAGGAAGUAUCUCCACGACAUCGCAUUUUCAAGCUCGUUUCGCGUGCGCACACUUUUUGUACAUAAUAAUCGGCGACGAAACGCGAAACGUUAUGUGGACCAUUUUAAAUACGUACGUAUAUUUCAAUGCAGCUUUUAUUAUAUAUAUAUAUAUAUCGAGUAAUAUUCACGUCGAAAGGAGAUAAAGAGAGAAAGUGCGUCAGCCGUAUUUCCCCGAAGUAAUUAUACGUACCUGUACAAAAUUAUAUAUACCGCGGAAAUCACAUUUGCCUAUAGAUCGAAUCUCGUAAUGAAUGAACGAUUUGUUAAUAUUGUAGUUAAAUAUUUAAUUUAAGACUUUAAAUGAAGUAUCCAUCUGUAUCAUACUGUGAAUACGCGGAUUUAAGUAACAUUAUAAAUAUUAUUAUUAUUA